AUGCCAAAUACUAAAUCAAAGCUUUCAUUAGCUAUACAACAAGAACAGGCAGAUAAUUUAGAAUCAUCACAACAACAACAACAACAACAACAAUUACAACAAUUACAACAACGGCAGCAGCAGUCACAAUUUCUACAACAACAAGAUAAUAAUAAUAGUCAUCCUCAUCAGCAUCAUCAUCACCAUCAUCACCACCAACACCAUAAUCAGCAACAACAUCGUAAUAGUUUACCAAUAAAUGAACAACCAAAACAAAAACAUCAUUUUAGAUCAAAAAGUGGUGGAUUAUUUAAACCUAAUGGUUUUACAAAUAAUUAUAACAACCAUAAUAAUAGUUCAAAUAAUAUAGAUAUUAUAAAAAAAUCAAAUAAUAUUGAACCAUUUCCUGAAUCACAACAAAAUGGUUAUAAUUUUAAACCAAUUCCACUGCCAUCAUUAUUACCAAAUUUAAUUCAACAUAGUUCACCUUAUGUUUCAACAACUCCAUCAUCUGCAAAACAUUUUAAACCUGAAUUAUCACCAUUAAAAACUACAUUUGAUGAAGAAAAACGGCAUAGUUUUAUAGAAUCAGGAGAUGAACGUGGGAAAUCAGAAGAUGAAUAUGAAUUAGAAGUUAAAUCAUCAAAGAGUAGUCAUUAUCAUUUACAUCAUCAUUAUCAUAUAGAAGAAGAUAAAAAACGAAGAAAAAAAGAAAAAGAAAAAGAAUCUGAGGGAUUAGAUGAAGAUAAUCCAAUAGAAAUACUAGAUGCAAAAGAUGAAGAAGAAGAAGGAGACGACGAAGACGAAGAAGAUGAAGACGAAGACGCACCAGUAAACCCCGCGGAUGAAGAAGAUUUAAAAGAUUACGUACCUGGUGGUUAUCAUCCUUGUUAUAUAGGAGAAGAAUAUAAAAAUGGGAAAUAUGUUUUAGUUAGAAAAUUAGGUUGGGGUCAUUUUUCAACUGUAUGGUUAGCAAGAGAUAAUGAUAAACAAAGUCAUGUUGCUAUAAAAGUUGUGAGAUCAGCAAAACACUAUACAGAAACUGCAAUUGAUGAGAUUAAAUUAUUAGAUAAAGUUACAACAUCAGAUAUUCAUCAUCCAGGUCAUCAACAUGUUAUACAAUUAUUAGAUACUUUUACUCAUAAGGGACCGAAUGGAGUUCAUGUGGUUAUGGUAUUUGAAGUUUUAGGGGAAAACCUUUUAGGUUUAAUACGUAGGUAUAAACAUAGAGGUAUACCCAUUGUAUUUGUUAAACAAAUUGCAAAACAAUUAUUAUCAGCAUUAGAUUUUUUACAUAGAAAAUGUGGAGUUAUACAUACGGACUUAAAACCUGAAAAUAUAUUAAUUGAAAUUGGAGAUGUUGAACAAAUUGUUAAAAUGGUUGAACAAGAAAAUGUUCAAAAAAAAUUACAAAAAAAAUUACUGAAAUCAUCAAAGGGAUCUACACCAAGUACUUCUUACAGCAAUGUUAAAGAUUCAGCCAGUACCAACGGAGGAAACUCGUCAACUUCAAUAGCAUCACCAUCAUUAGGUAGAUCAGGUAGAAGAUCAAGAAGACAAACUUUAAUUACUGGAUCACAACCAUUACCAUCACCACUUCGAACUUUUAAUAAAUCAUUUACUAGCAUAUAUGGAUUUUCUACCACGACCGCAAAUACACCAGUUAAAAGUAUGUCCAUCACAAAAGACAACAAUCAAGGUUUAGAAACAACAACAGAACAUCAUGAUGAAGAUAACAUAGACGAGACAACACUAAACAAUUCAUUAUCAUCAAUGUCAAUUUCAAAUUCAAAUAGUUACCAAGCUGUUAAUGUUGAUCCAAUGCAAAUUCCAAAUGAUUCAAAUUAUAGAUUAGAUGAAUCAUCAACAAAAUUAAAUGAUAUUAUAAAUGAAGAUGAAUUAAUUUCAGUUAAAAUUGCAGAUUUAGGUAAUGCAUGUUGGACAAAUCAUCAUUUUACAGAUGAGAUUCAAACUCGUCAAUAUAGAGCUCCAGAAAUCUUGUUGGGUUAUCAUUGGGGUUGUGCAAGUGAUUUAUGGUCAUUUGCUUCUUUGAUAUUUGAAUUAUUAACUGGUGAUUAUUUAUUUGAUCCAAGAGAUGGUAAGACUUAUUCUAAAGAUGAUGAUCAUAUCGCACAAAUUAUUGAACUAUUAGGUGAUUUUCCAAGAAUGAUGUUGAAGGAAUCUUACUACUCUAGAGAUUUUUUCAACUCAAGAUAUGAUAUGAGAAGAAUUUCGAAAUUAAAACCAUGGAGUUUAAAAGAAGUGCUAAUUGAAAAAUAUAAAUUUUCAAUAAGUGAUAGUAUUGAAAUUUCAGAAUUUUUAUCACCAAUGUUAAAUUUACAACCAGAAGAAAGAGCUGACGCUGGUGGAAUGAUAAAUCAUCCAUGGUUAAGAGAUGCUUUAGGUUUAGAAAAUGUUGUAUUAGAAAGACCUGUUGGAGGUUCUGGUGAAGAUAUACCUGGUUGGUCAAAAGAAUUGACUUUAACGAAACUGACUAGAAAAAAUUCGUCAAUUAAUCUAAAUAAGCAAUACAAUUUUACUUAA
Lodderomyces jiufengensis is the source of this 2523-nucleotide messenger RNA. RefSeq names its product serine/threonine protein kinase. The record is from RefSeq and is a predicted model, not a curated record. Lineage: Eukaryota; Fungi; Ascomycota; Pichiomycetes; Serinales; Debaryomycetaceae. Gene Ontology annotation, biological process: regulation of mRNA processing; spliceosomal complex assembly; protein phosphorylation. The coding region runs from base 1 to 2523 and encodes 840 amino acids. The transcript has a single exon. Gene Ontology annotation, molecular function: protein kinase activity; ATP binding.